AUGUACAAGAUGAUAUGUCAGCAAACUGGGUGGAACGGUCAACCCGUCAAGGCGCAUGAAUCUGGUGAAGAUCCAGCACGCCGCCUAGUGCCAGUCACCGAUGCCCGCCGUCUUCGGAUCACCUUCAAUGGAUCAGUGUCGGACAUCUUACCAUGGAAGUUCACACCGCAGCAACGGGAAGUACGAGUUCUACCGGGUGAGACAGCUUUGGCUUUCUUCACUGCAACAAACAAGAGUGAAGGGGAUAUUAUUGGGGUUGCAACUUAUGGUGUCACACCAGCCCAGGUUGCUCCAUAUUUUAGUAAGAUACAAUGCUUCUGCUUUGAGGAGCAGAGGCUGAACGCCGGGGAAACGGUCGAUAUGCCUGUCUUCUUCUUCAUCGAUCCAGACUUUGUCAAAGAUCCGGCAAUGAAAGGGAUUAACACAAUCACUCUGAGUUACACUUUCUUCAAGGCUAGAUACGACAAAAAUGGGGUCCUAACAACACUACCUGCCACAAGUACUUGA
Molecule: messenger RNA, 507 nt
Organism: Endocarpon pusillum Z07020
Lineage: Eukaryota; Fungi; Ascomycota; Eurotiomycetes; Verrucariales; Verrucariaceae
Exons: 2
Coding region: 1-507 (168 amino acids)
Cellular component (GO): mitochondrial inner membrane
Molecular function (GO): copper ion binding
Source: RefSeq, a predicted model, not a curated record